Molecule: messenger RNA, 5862 nt
Organism: Moesziomyces antarcticus
Lineage: Eukaryota; Fungi; Basidiomycota; Ustilaginomycetes; Ustilaginales; Ustilaginaceae
Product: nuclear export factor
Exons: 1
Coding region: 1-5862 (1953 amino acids)
Biological process (GO): mRNA export from nucleus
Cellular component (GO): cytoplasm; transcription export complex 2; nucleus
Source: RefSeq, a predicted model, not a curated record
AUGGUCGACCGCAGCAAAGGGUCCUUGCGCUUGUUGAGGGAUGACACGAUGAUGGAGGUCAAGCUUGAUAAAGACGUCAGACGGCCAAGGUUGACAUUUCCGACUCCCGAAAUUCGCCGAAUUGAGCCGGUGUGUGAGUUCGUGUCCGAGCGCAAAGACCAUCCGUCCGCGUGUCGUCUCCUCAUCACCAAUCCCCUGCAACACAGCCGCUCGUUCAAGGCUGCAGCGGUGUCCAUCAUGCAGCAGCAAGGUGCGGGCUCGGGCUCGGGCUCAGGAUUCGGCUCCGCCUUCGGCUCUGCGGCCGGUUCCGGAUCUGGCUUUGGGUCUAGCUCCGCCUUUGGGUCUAGCUUCGGUUCUGCUUCGGGAUCCAAACCUGGAUUCGGGACCGGCUCCGGUCAACCUACACCAGGUGGUGGUGGCUCAAGCUUCGGCUCUUUUGCCCGACCACAGCCUCCAUCAGUAUCGACAAGCAGCGCGCCGCCCAACACCUUCUCUCGACCUCCUUCCGGCCCCAGCAAUGUACCGUCUGCCUUUACCUCCGGCUUCUCGCAAGGCGGGCAGCAGCAGCCAGGCUUCGGACGUCCUCGACCCUUCACCAGCAGACCGCGACCACAGUUUCAGCAGCAAUCAUCUUUCGGCAACUCGCGCCCUGUCAACUCGGGGCAAUUUCACCAGGGACAGGGGCAGGAGCAACAACAGUCACCGUUCGGGAACCGACCAAGACCCUUCACCGCACGGCCAUCAGGCCCGGGAGGCCCUGGACAAGAGGGUAGACCGCCAAUGUCCGGAUCGUUCCGUGGCGGUAGAGGCGCUAGUGUUGCGCGGCCCGGCAGGCCAUUCGCGUCAAACGUGGAUGCCGACGGCCAACGAGGACCGACAGACGCAAAUGCAAAUCUAGCAGGCGCCAGCGGAAAUGUUUACCAACCUAGACCUCGACCAAGACCAUUUGCUAACAAGUCGACCACCUUCAACACACAGCCUUCUGCGACGUCAUCAGCUUUCGGUGGUCAGUCGGCUGGACAAGCACCCGCACCUCCUUCUGCCUUCGGCGCUGCUGCCUCCUCUCAGAAUGCCUCAGCCCCAGCUCCCAAACCCGCACCAACGUUUGGGUUCGGGCAGCCGAGUGGAUCUGCCUCUGGCAUACCGCAAAGUAAUGGCUUUGGUCAAAGCUCUUCUGCGUUUGGCUCCUCUUCAGCCAAUCCCACCCCUGGCUCUCCAUCACCAUUUGGGGCACCACAGGGAGCCGCACCGGCCUCUGCCUCUGCUUUCGGCGCGAGUUCGUCCGCCUCCACUUUCGGCUCGUCCUCUUCUUCCGCCUUUGGAAGCAGCCCCAAUUCAACCGCGUUCGGCUCAGCACCGGCCGCAAGCCAAGCCAAUCUUGCUCCUGCCACCACUGCUGCUCCGGCUCCGUCUCCAGCCGCAUUAGCUCCGCCGUCCAGCUUUGCUCCUGCUCCCACCAACACUGCGCCGACGAGCUCCUUCUCCAACUUUCUCCGAAAAGAUCGCACCGGAACUUCGACUCCAGCUGAAGGGUCCAGAUCGCCGUUGCCAAGCGUCAGCUUCGGAAACAAGGGCGCGGAGGACGAGGAUGAGCUGCGCAAGAAACGUUUUGAGGACGCUCCCAAAGUGGGCAACCGCUUCCUCGAGAUGAAGGGCGGAAGGGAAGCUCUUCGCAAUGCCUACAUCAAGUCCGGCGUGCUUCCCGACCCGGACAAGCCGACCGACCUCGCCUUGGCAGUCAAGCUCGUCGGAACAUGCCAGGACAUGUGCCCCGAGUUUGAGCGCGAAGAACGAGAGUUUCAAAAGGAGCUCGACCCGCUCGAAGUAUACCCGGGCACCGACCGAGUCGAUCCGCGCAUCGCCGUCAAGAUCUACCGUCGCCCCGCCGCUGGUCGCGAGCUGCCGCUGCCAGAAGACGUGCGCCCGCCGCCCGUCCUCAAACGCACCCUUGACUACCUCUUCCACGACCUUCUCCCGGCAGAUCCCAACGACCCACGAUUCACGGCUGUCCAAGGCUUCCUGUGGAAUCGAACGCGAGCAGUGCGACAGGACUUUAUCGUGCAGAGCGAAGGCGGUGCCAUCGCCAUCGAAUGCCACGAGCGCAUCGCAAGGUACCACAUCCUCUGUCUGCACUGGCGAGGCGGGCCCGGCGCAGAGGGGUGGAGCGAGCAACAGGAACUCGAGCAGCUGCGCAAGACCAUGCGCAGUCUCAUCGAGUUCUACGAUGACAAUCGCCGAAAGUCAGCCACGGGCGCAGGCGCCGUUGUCCAGCCAUCUCCCAACGAGGCUGAGUUCCGCGCAUACAAUCUCCUGCUCCACCUUCGAGAUCCCGAGACGCUGCGCGAAGCCGAGCUCUUACCCGGCGACAUCUUCCGCGCCCCUGCUGUGCAGACUGCGUUGAAUCUGCGCCAGCUGGCACAGCGUUCCAACAACCUCGAGAAGCGCGGUCAGCCGAGAAACACCGAGGCCACGCUCAACUUCUUCUCCAAGUUCUUCGCCGAGCUGCGCAAGCCGAGCGUCAACUAUCUCAUGGCCUGUCUGGCGGAGAAUUCGUUCAGCUCCGUGCGCAUUGGUGCGGUCAAGGCUAUGGGUAAAGCGUACAUGGCGCAGCACAGGGGUCUGCCGAUCGAUACAAUGCGCCAUGUGCUGGCCAUGGACUCCGACGAGCAGGUGAUCGCUCUAUGCACGCAUCUUGGUCUCGAGUUCGAGUACGACGGACAGACGCCUGUGGCUGUCAAGAUCCACAAGACCGCGACGGUCAACGAGGACAAACCGCUCGUCUCACCAUUCAGCGCGACGAUCGUCGAAGCGAAACGUGGCUCGUGGAAGAGCGCCGACGUGAUCGACGGCCGUGCGUCGGGGGCAGGUGCGAUCUUGCCGAACACGCAGAAUGCAGCGCAGGGCUUCGCGCCGAUGCCAUCCAUGGCGAAGCCGGCACCUGGUCCCACCUCAUCCAGUCUGGACUUCAAGGCGCCGUCUCAGGCGGCGAGCAGUCUUGGCUCGACCAGCAUGCCCAAAUUCGGCCAGUCGAUCGCAGGACAAGGUGCCCAGGGCACCUCGGCAUUCUCGGCGUCUUCUCCAUCGAAGCUGUCUGUCGCCGCCACCAGCUUCAUGCCUUCCGCAUUCGGCUCGGGUUCGAGCAGCGCCCCGUCGACAGCCGCACCGGCGAGCUCGUUUGGCGGCUUUGGUGGGUUUGGUGGCAGCAGCGCCACGAAGCAAGAAUCGCCCACGAAGUCUGGCUUGCCGUCAUUCGGGGGCUUCGGCAAAGAGCCUGCCACUGACUCAAAACCGACGGCCACGACUCCUGCGCCCGAUGCCAAGUCCCCGCUCCCUUCGCUCGCGUCGGCCGACAAGCAGACGACGCCCUCGUCCCUGCCCAGCUUUUCGUUUGGUCAGCCAAGCACGAAAGCUCCCUCAGCUGCUGCGGCUCCUGACGCAAAGCCGGCCUCGCCUUUCACAUUUGGCUCCUCGCAGGCCAAGGACACCGAGCCCAGCAAGACAACGAUGCCGUCCUUCUUCCCUACAUCGUCGAAACCUCAAGACAGCAAGACGGAAAAGCCCGGAGCUCCCGCAUCACCUUCCAAGCCGGCCGAUGCUGACGCUGUCUCUACGCCAGCCGCAACGUCUCAGAAGCGUCGCGGGUCUGACCCUGCUGCGGCCGCCGCAUCUCGCGCCGCGGCUGCGGCAGUCGCCGAGGCAGAAGCCAAGGCGCGGGCGAAGCGCAAAGCAGCCGCACGUGCACAAGCCGUCGAGCGGGCAUUCAAGACGCUUUCGAGCGAAGCGAUCCAGUCUGCCGCCGCCUCGACCGCUGCUGCUGCGGUGGAGGAAGAGCGUGCGCGUCGCCGAGCCGCCUCGCGGCACGAGCUGCUGACACGUCUGAGCGACCGGAUGUGGGCGCAGCUGGCCGAGGAGCGGGCGGCGGCUGCAGCGGAGGACGCGGCGCGCAAGGCAGCUGCGGAGGUCUUCCGCUCUCGAAGCGGGACUAUGAAAACCUGGCAGCACUGGCGGGCCGCUCUGGAGGAACGACGCGAUCGCGAGCAUCAGAAACAGCGUCUGGAAACGAUUCGCAGCGAGAUCAAGCGGCGAAACGUCCUGGGCCGCAUCCAGGCGGACUCGGGCGCAUCCAACGGCUCGUCGCCAGGCACUCACGGCAAACGCGUGUCGAUCUCGCAGUCGGUGCUAACGGGCGUACGACGCACGUCGGGGCGCGACGCGCAAGUCACCUCGCCGCAGAGGCGCAAGCUGGCAGGCGAUCGAUCCGCGCAUGGCGAUGAUGCGGAGCUGUCGGCGCAGUGGACACGUGUGCGGCGGCAACGCGGCGAGCUGUGGGCCGAGGGAUCGCUGCUGGAUCGGCUUGCGGACCACAUCGAGGAGCUGCUACUGCACUUCCGGCCUGCUGACCUGGACGGGCUGGUGGUGCUGUACUCUGGCGCGCCCGGUCAGCAUGUCGCAUCCAACUGGCUGCGCGUCAAGUUCGGCUUCUCCCCCUCAUCGCCCGCGCCAAGCACAGAUGGCGGUCGAGAUGUGCUUGAGGUGGAGUUGGCGGAUGGAUCGCAUUUGGCGCUGGUGGAUGUUACUCGCAGCGGCGAUGGGGCGACGCUCGACUCGAUGGUACCGGCCGAGGAGGAGCACAGCCAGGUGGGACUCGUCGUGUUCGAGACCAAUCCGAAUGCUGCGCGAGCGAGCUCCUCGCAGCGACGCGCGAUGGUCAAAGAGGACCGUAGCAGGCUCGAGGAGAUUGCGCAGUCGCGCGUUGUCAAGCAGAGCCGUCUGGCGUGUCGCCUGCUGCUGGUGACGUGGGGCAGCUCUGACUCGCAGCCGACUCGAAGCGCGACGUCAGACGGUGCGAUCGAGGACAUCGAGAUGGCUGACGGCACCGCCUCCGAGUCUGAUGCCAACGACGCCGCUGCGAGUCUGUUCAGCUCACUUGGGCUGGAUGCGUCCAAGGCGGUGCGUGGCACGGGAGGCGUGUACGCGGCCGCUCCGCACACGGGGUCGGCGGUGCUCUCGCGCGCCUUCGAGCGCAUCGGGGUGCUGGAGCUCGCCGACGCAUCGGUGUCGAUCGAGAGCACGCUGACGACGCUGCUUCCGCGGGCGAUGCCUGAUCUGGCGCCGAGUUCUCACCUCGACGGAGCUCGGCGCGUGACGCUGGACGAAGUGGCGCGCGAGCUGGUGGACCAGUGGUCGCGCACGUGCGUACUGCUCUACGACCUCGUGUGUGCCUUUCCGCCCAUCGUGCUAUCGGGCACUUUAUCGGCCAGAGCGGAGGAAGCAGCAUGCAAGGCGCUAUGCAUCCUCAGCGCUCUGGUGAACUACGUGGUUCGUGCGAUUGUUGUUCGUUGCGAGCUGACGCCGGAUGCCGAGGUGGUGGAGAUUGGGAUUCCGACUCGCGGGAGGCUGGUGGAGAUGGCGCUGGAGCAGCUAGAAGCGCUACCGGAGAGCGUUGCGGAGCAGAGGGAGGGGUUGCGGUACCGGAUGCUGUCGACACUACCGGAGGGGGGGUUGGAGGCGACGGUGGCGCAUGUGAACCGGAUGCAUGUCGAGGGGAUGUUGCGGAUUGCACUGGGCGCACUCGAGCGCGUGUGGAUUGCGCCGCUGGAUGGCGCGGAUUGGAAGGCAGCCGUGGAGGGUAUGGCGAGCUUGUGUGCGGCAGCGGUGCGCGAGGUGGCAGCCGAGACGAGGAGGAUCGCCAAGGAUGCGCGGGCUGCAGGCGCAGGUGGGGCCAAGCGCAUGCGCAACGAUGCUUCACCACCGAGCUCGGUGCACGAGGAUGGGAAGGAGACGGGAGGAAGCGCAGUCGACCAGCUCCGACAGCUCAUUGCACGCACAAAGCGGUUCCUCGACACACCAUCGCACGCAUAG